AUGGCGACGGGCCGAAUCGGGCCCAACCGGACCGGACCGGACCGGGCCCAGGCCGCGGCGCAGCUGCCAACCCCCGGGAACCGAGACCCGGCACCGCGCGGGGACAGAGCGGCGCCUCCUGCGGGCCCCCGCCCCCAGCCGCCCGCGGGCCCGCCCCCUCGCGGCCCACUCCCAGAACUACAAGGGCGAGACGAGACCCGGCGCCGCUCGGAUAGAGCGACGCCUCCAGCGGGCCACCGCCCCCGGCCGCCCGCGGGCCCGCCCCCUCGCGGCCCACUCCCAGAACUACAAGGGGGAGACGAGACCCGGCGCGGCUUGGAUAGAGCGACGCCGAGCGACGCCUCCAGCGGGCCCCCGCACCCAGCCGCCCGUGAUCCCGCCCCUUGGCGGCCCACACCCAGAACUACAAGGGGGAGACGAGACCCAGCGCUGCUCGGGCAAAACGAUGCCUCCAGCGGGCCCGCCCCCUCGCGGCCCACACCCAGGACUACAAGGGGAGACGAGAUUCGCCGUGGCUCGGACAGAGCGGUGACUCCAGCGGGCCCCCGCCCCCAGCCGCUCGCGGGCCGCCCCCUGGCGGCCCACACCCAGGACUACAAGGGGACACGAGACCCGGCGCGGCUCGGACAGAGCGGCGCCUCCAGCGGGCCCGCCCUCUCGCGGCCCAUAACCAGAACUACAAGCGGGUGGGGAGACAGGUCCCGGCGCGGCUCGGACAGAGCGGCGCCUCCAGCGGGCCCCCGCACCCAGCCGCCCGCUAGCCUGCCCCCUCACGGCCGGAACCCAGAACUACAAGGGGUAGACGAGACCUGGCGCGGCGUCUCCAGCAGCCCCCUGCCCCCUCGCGGUCAACACUCGCAACUACACGCGCGCCCUGCCUUUUUCCCCUCCGUCGCCCCGUCCGUUCUGCCAGCGGGAAACCGGAUGGAAGGUCGACCGCAGGGCGACUGUUCGACUCAGCAAGGACUCACUGGACAAAUACUUUUGUCAUCUAGAAUUACAGCACUUGUAGGUCCUGCUCAUGACCAUAAUCAUUCAACCAACAGGAGUUGA
Molecule: messenger RNA, 1053 nt
Organism: Tachyglossus aculeatus (Australian echidna)
Lineage: Eukaryota; Metazoa; Chordata; Mammalia; Monotremata; Tachyglossidae
Product: proline-rich protein HaeIII subfamily 1-like
Exons: 2
Coding region: 1-1053 (350 amino acids)
Source: RefSeq, a predicted model, not a curated record